AUCGCAUUAAUUUUUGUUGGCCAUCUUUAUAUAUAUCCCCCACCCAAAUCCUAGAGUAUUCCAGGUGAUAGCGAAUAACCAAAGGAGAAAAUGGCAGCUGCACCAAAAGAAGAGAAACAUUUUGUUCUAGUUCACGGGGCGUGCCAUGGCGCUUGGUGCUGGUACAAGCUCAAACCGAAGCUCGAGUCCGCCGGUCACAAGGUCACAGCGCUGGACCUUGCAGCUUCGGGCGUGGACGCAAGGGCCAUCGCAGAUGUUCACUCAUUGGCAGAAUACUCCGAGCCUUUGUUGCACUUCAUCGAAUCACUCGGUCCGAAAGAGGAGGUGAUUCUUGUAGGUCAUAGCCUUGGAGGCAUGAACUUGGCCCUUGCCAUGGAAAGAUUCCCGCACAAAAUUACUGCUGCUGUUUUCUUGACUGCCUUUCUGCCAGAUACCGUUCACCAACCUUCAUAUGUUUUGAAUCAGUUCACGCAAAAGAUACCCGCGGAAGCAUGGUUGGACACCCAGUUUGCAAAUUACGGAAGUGUCAAAGAACCUUUAACAUCAAUGCAUUUUGGUCCAAUGUUCUUAACGAAGCUCUAUGAACUCUGCCCCAUUGAGGAUCUGGAACUUGCCAAAUCCUUAGUGAGGACAAGUUCACUAUUUCUUGAAGACUUGUCAAAGAUGAAGAAUUUCUCGAACGAAGGAUUUGGGUCGGUCACUCGAGUUUACAUGAUCUGUAACGAAGAUAAAGCAAUACCAGCUGAAUUUCAACGGUGGAUGAUCGAAAACGGUGGUGUUACAAAUGUGGUGGAGAUUAAGGGUGCUGAUCAUAUGCCAAUGCUUUCCAAGCCCCAAGAACUUUGCAAUUCUCUGUUGGAGAUAGGAAAUAAGUAAAAGCAUCUGCUUUGCUUAUUUAUGUAUUUUCAAUUAUCCGGGAGUCAUCAAACUUGUAUAUCAUAUAAUGUAUCGAUACAUCCGUUAGUAUCAUACUUGUUAAAAAUAAAGAAGAUUGCGGAUGCGCCUAUAUUUAAGUAAAGGUUGCUAAUAAAAAAGUUCAUUCAAAGUUCCAUUAGAA
Messenger RNA from Malus domestica (apple), 1057 nucleotides. Its product is annotated as salicylic acid-binding protein 2-like. NCBI's taxonomy places the organism in Eukaryota, Viridiplantae, Streptophyta, Magnoliopsida, Rosales, Rosaceae. Gene Ontology annotation, biological process: salicylic acid metabolic process; jasmonic acid metabolic process. Gene Ontology annotation, molecular function: methyl jasmonate esterase activity; methyl salicylate esterase activity; methyl indole-3-acetate esterase activity. The record is from RefSeq and is a predicted model, not a curated record.